Molecule: messenger RNA, 3791 nt
Organism: Cucurbita pepo subsp. pepo (vegetable marrow)
Lineage: Eukaryota; Viridiplantae; Streptophyta; Magnoliopsida; Cucurbitales; Cucurbitaceae
Source: RefSeq, a predicted model, not a curated record
UCGAUAUGCAGGUUUCGUUCCGGCUACUAGAAGUCCUCCGUUCGUGUUUCAAGUCCAUUUCUGCAACUGGAGUUGAACAAGGAGAUGCCGUUAGUGUGCAUUAUGAUCCUAUGAUUGCUAAGCUUGUUUGGGGAGAAAAUCGUGUUGUUUGAGGGACGUGGAAACUCAUUUUAUUGAGCGCUAUAAAGAUGACCUCUUUGUCGAUCCUUCUAAUCUUUUGAUGGCAGAAGAAGGAUAUGAAGCUGCUGGACUUGAUGCCCGUCUAGCUGCUGCUUGUAUCGUCAGUUUGGAACAUUCUAAACUCACUGAAAUUCUUCUGGGAAUGAUUUAUAUUCAGUAUAGAGUCCUCAUUGUGCUAGGCGCACACUGGAGUUUGAGUGGGAGAAUCAAUAUGAUAGCAGUGUCUCCAAGCCGUUUGCACUUACAAAAUCACCUACCAGCAUGAUGGGGCCUUUUUAAUUGAGGUACUGUAUUCCUUUUAGAGGCACACUCAAUUAGCCAUUCAAUUGAAGUCUUGGUUUUUGAUUUCUUAUUUGAAUAAUAUCCCCUGUAUUUAUCUUCUCCUUUACAAAGAUCCAUGGGAAGAAUUUCACUUUCUUAGGAAUUUUAGCCCUCCAAAUCACCUUUGACCGAUUAAUAUCAAUAGGAACCCAGUGAAUGCGUAACUGAGAAGUUAAGGAAUUGACCGAAAAUGGAACAUCUUUGUUAAGGGUCCAAGGUUUGGAAUCCUCUAAAGCUGACGACACAUUGAUUAUGCCUAAUCAAAAUGUACUAUAGAGGGUAAGAUUGGUUGUCAAUCCUUUCGACCUUGGUCGUAUUCUAUCAAAGCGGUUAAUCUUACCUGCUUUCUAGCCUACAACAAAUGUUUUUAAAACCUUUCUCUCAACCCCAUUUUCUAAAAUUCUUUUCUCAGAAACGGGGUAGAAGCUGAGAGGUAGGCAAGUUAUGCCACCACCGUUCCAAAUUCAAGUUGGCCGACUUGCUCUAGGGAACGAGCAAGUAUUGCACAAUCACUUUACACAAUAUGGACAGAUUUUCCCCCCCUGACGAUUUCAUAACUUACACUGUCAAAUGAAAUUGUUGCUCCACGAAGGAUUUAGACUCUCUUACUAGACUAUCCUUUUGUAAGAACCUUUGGAAGUCCCCCAUUCCUAGGAAAUGUAAAUUCUUUUUCGAUCUCUUGUUUGUGCUCAUGGAAGAAUAGUCUGGUUUAAUGCAACGAGGGGAUGUGAAACCUUAUUUGAAAGGAAUUACACCUUUCUCGAGUCUUGUUUUGUAUGUCCUAAAUUGCAAUGCUAGGAGACAAAAUUGGUUUAGACACAUACUUUCGAUCAAAAGAUCAGAUUCGAAUCUCCCAACCCCAAAUAUUAGACUCAAAAGACAAAAAGAAACCGAAAAGGUCCAAUGCUAGAAGAACUGUUGUUACAUCGACCUUAGAAAAAAACAAUCUAACAAUGCCCGAUUUACCCCCUGGAGAGAGGAGGAGGUGACAAACAAAAAAAGCUUUGUUUGUUACCUAAUCUAAGAAAGUUGUUCAUAGUUUAGUUCUUAUUGUAGCUAUUGUUUCAAAGCAAAGUUUUAGAAACUGAAGCAGUAAAAGCUUAUAAAUGAAAAUGAAACAUGUUCAUAAAUAGGAUUUUCCUUUUCGAUUUUAUGAGUUGAGACAUUCAUUUUUCUUUGGUACAAUGUAUUGUACGAAGGAAAUUAUGGUGAGAGGUCUAAUUGAUUCUUAGAGAGUUGCGUGAAGGGUCGGGAAAGCUUCUUAUAUCAUCAAUAGUGCAUACCAUACAUCAAUUAUUUGACAUAUCAUAGAUAGUACAGUCUUAUUGGAUUCCACGCUAUUCCUAAUUUCUUAUUUUAUGACGAACAAUGAAUGAAAGUAGCAUAGAAAAAUUGUCGCUUUUUUAAGCUGACUAAAAAGCACACCAAAUUUCUGUACCUCAACAUACACUCCUUAUUCAAUUACUGAGAGUGAACUCCGUAACCUUUGAAGUCAGAAAAAGAGGUCAGUGCAGUGGUUGACACUUUCGCUCCUGAGCCUAUACUGUCUCAUUGCUUCUCGCCUUCCCCUAUGGCCGGCAAAGCUCCGAUAGCGAAUAAUUCCGGUACCGAAGUAGCUGAUAUUGUUUCUGGUAAGUCUAGCAAUCCCCAAGAGAAUGAUUUGGGAUCAAAGUUGGGGAUAGGAAGCAAAAGCAACAAGGAUAUGGUAUUUCGUGCUGAUAAGAUUGAUUUCAAGAGCUGGGAUAUUCAGCUGGAUAGACACUUGAGCAGGGCAUGGUCAAGGGACAGGGAAGUGCCUGCCAAAAAGGAAGAAUGGGAGAUUAACUUGUCUAAACUUGAUAUCAGAUAUGUUAAAGCUCAUGGCACUUAUGGUACUAUUUACAGAGGAAACUAUGAUGGCAAAGAUGCUGCAGUGAAAGUGCUUGAUUGGGGGGAGGACGGUGUUUCCUCCGUUGCUGAAAUUGCUGCUCUUAGAGCAUCUUUUCGCCAGGAAGUUGCUGUAUGGCAUAAGCUUGACCAUCCCAAUGUUGCCAAGUUUUAUGGAGCUUCAAUGGGGACCUCCAACCUUAAAAUCCCUCCCAAAAGCCCAUCACUUGACAGUAACCAAUCUUUUCCUUCAAGGGCUUGCUGCGUUGUUGUUGAGUAUCUUCCAGGUGGAACGCUAAAGGGCUUUUUAAUCAAAAACAGGAAAAAGAAACUUGCAUUUAAGGUUGUGAUUCAACUUGCUUUGGAUCUUUCUAGAGGUUUGAGUUAUCUACACUCCAAAAAGAUUGUACACCGUGAUAUUAAGACGGAGAACGUGCUGUUUGAUGCUCAGAAGACUCUCAAAAUUGUUGAUUUUGGCGUUGCUCGAGUCGAAGCGCAGAAUCCACGGGAUAUGACUGGAGAAACUGGCACGCUCGGUUACAUGGCUCCCGAGGUCCUUGAUGGUAAGCCUUAUAAUCGAAAAUGUGAUGUCUACAGUUUUGGUAUAUGUUUGUGGGAAACAUAUUGCUGCGAUAUGCCUUACCCAGAUCUCAGUUUUGCUGAAAUUUCAUCUGCAGUUGUACGCCAGAAUUUACGACUCGAGCAAAGACGGGGCCAUGUCUUUGAGAGAUGGAAUGAAGGAAAGAUAUACUUUCCUCCCACGUACAAGUACUCAAAUAAUUCAGACCGAUAUGCCGGAGAUACGAGGCACCCGAAGGAGAAGAGAAGAACUCCUGCUUGGUGCGAUCGCAUACUAUGGUACGGAAGAGGCCUUCACCAACUGUCGUAUGUACGUGGAGAAUCAAGAUUCUCAGAUCAUAGACCCGUGUACUGCAUGUUCUUAGCCGAGGUCGAAUCUAUAAACCAUAGCCGCAUCAAGAAAAGUAUGAGCUACUCGAGUUCCCGAAUCGAAGUAGAAGAGCUGUUGCCUUGUAUGUAUGGACACCCUGAAAUGAACUUCUGAGGGAUAUUCUUUCCACAGCCUGAUUUACCAAGCCAACCAACAACGUAUCAUCUAAUCUCAUACUCUAUAAGGUCGGACUCCUUCAGCUUUCGACCAUCGUACUCAAUUUCCUCAUAAAUCCAACUAAAACUCACUCUCUCAAGGCUCUCUCUCUGUCUCUGUGCAGCAGAAAUGGAGAAAGAAAAGGAAUAAGUUGCUUCUUUUACACAGCAAUGGCACCCCUCUGAGUAUCUGCAACAUCAACAACAAGGUGGUGCCUACACACUGCAAAUCUGUUCAUCACUAAGAUUCAAACUCAUAUGUUCAACAAAAUAAACAACAAAUUCAAUUGUUCAUUGCUGGUGAUGAUUCUUUUGUAUUA